This is a messenger RNA of Nylanderia fulva, 1155 nucleotides long. The record is from RefSeq and is a predicted model, not a curated record. Lineage: Eukaryota; Metazoa; Arthropoda; Insecta; Hymenoptera; Formicidae.
AUGAACGACGGGACUCAGCAAUACGAGGAAAAAUUUUGCUGCGUCGAAGCAGAGCAUUUCGAUCGAUUAUUGAAGAAAUGGCUCUCGUUACACAUGUCACAAAAUACAUCAAAAUUAAAAUCUAUCAAUCCUACCAAAGUCGAAUACAAAAUCAAUUAUUUAGACGAGAGUAUUUUGCAAGAAGAUGAUUCUCCAAGAGUCGAUAACACCACUAAUGUAAAACCACAAUUAGUCUUUACUACUGAAAAUGACACAGCGACACUCGAGGAUCACUACAGAAAUCACAUUAACUCGCGAUCGAGGACAUAUUCGAAUACUUGGAAGAAAUUACAUGACAGACGUCAACGUAACAUUCUAAAUGCUCCAGAAGAAGUCGAUUCGAGGAAAGCUAAACGUUUCGAAAUGGGUCAGCGUGCCGGAAUCGCCACUGAUCAAUCGGAAGCGAAUAACAAUAAUGAUUCCCUUCGGCACAAAAAUGCAAGAACGCCCGCCAGUGAAGCACGUAGCGCAGAGGACCAUAUAAGAAAUACCGGCGCAGAAACGGAAAAAAUACGCGAAGAACGUGACAAUAAUCCGUAUCAGCGCAAACUCGACGAGGUCGAAGAUAAGGACCGGCAAGAUCGCCGUUCGACUCAACGUGACGUGCAAGAAGAAACGAACAGAUCGUGGAUCGUGGCUGGAAAAACACGAAAAGAUGAAGAUACGGCGGAAGAGAGCAGCGAGAAUUCCGGUGAGAAUCCUUAUCAACAUCGUCGCGAGACGCGAUUGCUGGAUAACGGGAAGAUCGGCCGAUUGGAUCGGUUCGAGGAGAGGAGCCCUUCAACGGAGACAUCGGGGAAUCCGGCGAAAAGGCCUGAGGAAGGGAAUCGACACGAAAACGAGGAAAACCCGACCGCGCGAGGUAGGAAGAAAGAAGGCGAGGAUAAAGACAAGAAGGAAGGAACGAUGCUCCUAAAUAAGAAUAAAGAGUCUGGAAGUAGAAAAGCGACGGUUUCGCUUGACAACGCGAAAGAGGGACGCUUGGCCGUUAAUGAAGAGGGAAAACUUCCUACAAAUGGUGAACAACGCAAAGCUGCUUCAACCGAAAGAAGAUACGAUCCUGAGGAGGCGGGAAAAUGGAGAGUUAAUAGCAAGUGUCUACAGAUAUUUUUAUAA